AUGGGGAGCGGGGAGGAGGAGAGGGGCGGCGUGAGCGAGGCCGCCUUCACGGACUCGGCCGACGGGAGCAGCUCCAGCUCCGACGCCGCCUCCACCGACGACUGGCCCGCCCUCGCGCUCGCAGCGCCCAAGAAAGCGCCGCCUUGCAGCGGCGCCCCCGACGCCGAGAUGGCCGGCAAGCUGAAGCGCCGAGGUGGCCCAGAGACGGAGAUGAUGAAGGAGCGGUUCGCGAAGCUGCUCCUCGGCGAGGACAUGUCCGGGAGCGGCAAGGGCGUCUGCACGGCGCUCGCCAUCGCCAACGCCAUCACCAACCUCUGCGCCACCAUCUUCGGGCAGCUGUGGAGGCUGGAGCCGCUGCCGCCGGAGAAGGCGGCCAUGUGGCGGCGAGAGAUGGACUGGCUGCUCUGCAUCAGCGACCACAUCGUCGAGCUCGUCCCCACCUGGCAGUCCUUCCCCGACGGAACCAGGCUCGAGAUCAUGACAAGCAGGCCACGGUCAGAUCUGUACAUCAAUCUGCCAGCGCUUCGGAAGCUAGACCAUAUGCUCCUUGAAAUCCUGGACAGCUUCAGGGACACAGAGUUUUGGUAUGUCGACCAAGGGAUAUGCGCGGCGGACUGCGAUGGCUCCGCCUCGUUCCGGGCGGCCUUCCACCGCCGCGACGACAAAUGGUGGCUGCCGGUGCCCCGGGUGCCACCCGGGGGCCUCCGCGACAAGACGAGGAAGCAGUUGCAGCACAAGCGCGACUGCGCGAACCAGAUCCUCAAGGCUGCCAUGGCCAUCAACAGCAACGCCUUGGCAGAGAUGGAUGUCCCCGAAUCAUACCUCGACUCUCUGCCAAAGAACGGGAGGGCGACCUUGGGCGACGUGAUAUACCGCUACAUAACGUCGGAUCACUUCUCCCCCGAGUGCCUUCUCGACAGCCUAGACCUGUCGACGGAGUACCAGGCCCUGGAGAUUGCCAGCCGUGUCGAGGCGUCGGUCCACGUGUGGCGCCGCAGGGUGCCCGCGAAACCGGCGAACGGCUUAGGCCGCACCGCCAGCGCCAGCGCAAGGUCAUGGAGCAUGGUGAGGGACAUGUUAAUGGAUUCGGAGAAGAGGGAGCUGCUCGCGGAGCGGGCUGAGGGCCUCUUGAUAUGCCUGAAGCAGAGGUUCCCUGCCCUGACGCAGACAAGCCUCGACAUGAGCAAAAUUCAGUACAACAAGGAUGUGGGCAAGUCGAUCCUAGAGAGCUACUCGAGGGUUCUGGAGAGCCUGGCGUCGAACAUCGUGGCGCGCAUCGACGACCUUCUCAACAUCGACGAGCUGAACAGGCACGUGGAGCAGCUGUCGUCGGGUGAAGCUGACCUGAAGAUGGCCUGCGGCAGGGCCGUGGUGCCACCCUACCAGCAGGUGCCUGCCCCGGGCACGCCGUUUGUGACGUCCUACGCCACGCCUAGCUUCUCCCCGGGGCGGCUGUCGGGCCCGAGGACCUCGGUCGGUGCCGGCAGACGGUCUCAGGGCAACAGGGCCGCCGCCGCCGCCGCGAAGAAGGCCUUGACGGACCAUCUCGGCCCGUCGGAGGUCAGGGGGAUGAUCAUCGUGAACCGGAGCACGAUGGUCGAUGUCUCGACGACCACGGAUCUGUGA
Messenger RNA from Triticum turgidum subsp. durum (durum wheat), 1626 nucleotides. Lineage: Eukaryota; Viridiplantae; Streptophyta; Magnoliopsida; Poales; Poaceae. The record is from the annotation of a GenBank genome assembly.